AUGGCCGCAUCUGGGAGGGCGGUGCGGUCAAAUUCUAAAAGUACCGGCAUGAAUGUAGACAUGUCAGAGGUGUGGCAACCGCGAGAAAAGGUUCCUAAAGAUCGUUCCGUCCGCUUGCGUGUUAUGCCUGAACAGAGCAAUGACUACCGCGUGGUAGUGUUUGGGGCUGGAGGCGUGGGCAAGAGUUCCCUCGUGUUGCGCUUCGUGAGGGGCACGUUCAGGGAGAGUUACAUUCCCACAAUAGAGGACACAUAUAGACAGGUGAUAAGCUGCAACAAACAGGUGUGUACCUUACAGAUCACAGACACCACCGGAAGUCACCAGUUUCCCGCCAUGCAACGAUUAUCGAUUUCAAAAGGACACGCCUUCAUAUUAGUGUAUUCUAUUACAAGUCGGCAAUCUCUCGAGGAGCUUAAACCAAUAUUCGAUGAAAUUGCGGAAAUCAAAAGUGAAAUGGAAAGUAUACCAACAAUGUUAGUGGGAAAUAAAUGUGAUGAAACGAACCGUGAGGUCCCACAAAGAGAAGGGUCGGAAUUAGCAAAGCGGUGGAAUUGUGCUUUCUUAGAGACUUCAGCCAAGACGAAUCACAAUGUGAAGGAGUUGUUUCAAGAACUGUUACAACUAGAAAAAAGAAGAACUAUGAGUUUACAAUUAGAAACAAAGAAAACAAAAUCACAGAAACGCAAGGAAAAGUUGAAAGGCAAAUGUACCGUGAUGUAA
Ylistrum balloti is the source of this 720-nucleotide messenger RNA. RefSeq names its product GTP-binding protein Di-Ras2-like. Gene Ontology annotation, biological process: signal transduction. The record is from RefSeq and is a predicted model, not a curated record. Gene Ontology annotation, cellular component: plasma membrane. The coding region runs from base 1 to 720 and encodes 239 amino acids. Gene Ontology annotation, molecular function: GTP binding; GTPase activity; GDP binding. Lineage: Eukaryota; Metazoa; Mollusca; Bivalvia; Pectinida; Pectinidae. The transcript is spliced from 2 exons.